Molecule: messenger RNA, 2467 nt
Organism: Molossus molossus (Pallas's mastiff bat)
Lineage: Eukaryota; Metazoa; Chordata; Mammalia; Chiroptera; Molossidae
Gene: FBXO42
Product: F-box protein 42
Exons: 10
Coding region: 211-2364 (717 amino acids)
Molecular function (GO): protein binding
Source: RefSeq, a predicted model, not a curated record
AGCUGCCCCGGCGGCGGCGUUAGAGUGGAGGAAGAUGGCGGCUCCGUACUGCUCGGGGUCCGGCCAGCUGUGAGGAGCCCCGAGUGCGGCAAGCACGGCCUGAGGCGGAGCCCCUCUGCUCUGGCCCUGUCCCGGCUCCCUCGCCGCUGUCGUCAGCGGAGCUAACCCGAGAGCGUGGCGCGGGCUGGGCCAGCUAUCGAGUGGAAUGUCAUGGCCAGCUCCUCGGACAGUGAAGAUGACAGUUUCAUGGUGGUGGACCAAGAAGAAACUGUGCUGGAUGGGACAAUGGAGCAAGAUGAGGAGCCCCAACCAGUAUUAGAGGUUGAGGAAACUAGACAUAAUAGGUCGAUGUCUGAGCUGCCAGAAGAAGUUUUGGAAUACAUCCUGUCCUUUCUUUCACCAUACCAAGAACACAAAACUGCAGCCCUUGUCUGCAAACAGUGGUAUCGACUUAUCAAAGGUGUAGCUCACCAGUGUUAUCACGGUUUCAUAAAGGCUGUUCAGGAAGGAAACAUUCAGUGGGAGAGUCGGACUUACCCUUAUCCUGGAACCCCGAUCACUCAGCGGUUCUCACACAGUGCAUGUUAUUAUGAUGCUAAUCAGUCUAUGUAUGUGUUUGGAGGCUGUACCCAAAGCAGCUGCAAUGCUGCCUUCAAUGACCUCUGGAGACUUGACCUGAAUAGCAAAGAAUGGAUCCGACCUUUGGCUUCAGGGUCCUAUCCUUCCCCCAAAGCCGGAGCAACUCUGGUCGUGUACAAGGACCUGCUGGUGCUGUUUGGUGGCUGGACACGGCCAAGCCCUUAUCCCCUACACCAACCAGAGAGAUUCUUUGAUGAAAUACACACUUACUCACCCUCUAAAAACUGGUGGAACUGCAUUGUGACGACCCAUGGGCCACCUCCCAUGGCUGGCCAUUCCUCCUGUGUGAUAGAUGAUAAAAUGAUUGUCUUUGGUGGCUCCUUAGGAUCCCGGCAAAUGAGCAAUGAUGUCUGGGUCCUUGACCUUGAGCAGUGGGCGUGGUCCAAGCCAAACAUCUCUGGCCCCAGUCCUCAUCCUCGAGGUGGCCAAUCUCAGAUUGUCAUAGAUGAUGCAACUAUCUUAAUCCUUGGAGGGUGUGGCGGUCCCAAUGCUCUGUUCAAGGAUGCUUGGUUGUUGCACAUGCACCCAGGUCCCUGGGCCUGGCAGCCUCUCAAGGUAGAAAAUGAAGAUCAUGGAGCCCCAGAACUGUGGUGCCAUCCAGCUUGCCGGGUGGGGCAGUGUGUGGUGGUCUUCAGCCAGGCUCCCAGUGGGAGAGCCCCACUCAGCCCCAGUUUGAACUCUCGCCCAUCACCUAUCAGUGCCACUCCUCCAGCCCUGGUUCCCGAAACCCGAGAGUACCGUUCUCAGUCUCCAGUAAGGAGUAUGGAUGAAGCUCCGUGUGUUAACGGCCGCUGGGGAACACUGAGACCCAGAGCUCAAAGGCAAACGCCCUCAAGUUCCCGGGAAGGAAGCCUUUCCCCAGCCAGAGGAGAUGGGUCUCCCGUCCUUAAUGGUGGGAGUUUAUCUCCAGGAAUAGCAGCUGUAGGUGGUUCUUCCUUGGACAGCCCCGUACAGGCCAUAUCUCCUAGCACUCCAUCUACCACUGAAGGAUAUGACCUAAAAAUGGGACUUUCUUUGGCCCCUCGACGAGGGUCACUACCAGAUCAGAAAGAUCUGAGAUUAGGAUCAAUAGAUCUGAAUUGGGAUCUGAAACCCGCUUCUAGUAGCAAUCACAUGGAUGGUGUGGACAACAGGACAGUCGGGGGAAGUAUGAGACACCUUCCUGAACAGACGAAUGGUGUGCAUACCCCACCACAUGUGGCCAGUGCCCUUGCAGGAGCCGUCUCCCCAGGGGCCCUGCGCCGGAGUCUAGAAGCCAUCAAAGCAAUGUCAUCCAAGGGCCCCUCAGCCUCCUCAGCACUAAGUCCUCCUCUGGGAUCUUCUCCAGGCUCCCCCGGGAGUCAGAACCUGGGCAGUGGAGAAACGGUAGCUGUUCCCCGGCCAGGCCCAGCACAAGGAGAUGGACAUUCCUUACCUCCCAUUGCCCGCCGCCUGGGCCACCACCCUCCACAGUCCCUAAAUGUUGGCAAACCCUUGUACCAGAGUAUGAACUGCAAGCCCAUGCAGAUGUACGUGCUGGACAUUAAAGACACCAAGGAGAAGGGGCGGGUCAAAUGGAAAGUAUUUAAUAGCAGUUCUGUGGUCGGACCUCCUGAAACCAGCCUGCAUACAGUGGUACAAGGCAGGGGUGAACUCAUCAUAUUUGGAGGACUCAUGGACAAGAAACAGAAUGUGAAAUACUAUCCAAAAACAAACGCCUUGUACUUUGUGCGAGCAAAGAGAUAAUGUUCUAAACCCCUUUCCCUUUCUGUGGCUUUUCAUUUGGAAUUUUCCAGCGUGCAAGCAUUUGGACUGGGAAUUAGGAAAACAAAGGACAAAAUUACUCCCA